UGUUUGAUGUAUUUGAUAUCAUUCCACUUAUUCCGCUCCAGCCAUUACCACGAGCCCGUCCUCCCCAAUUAAGGCGCCAACAACCUCCUGUGACUCACAAGCCUAUAAUGGAAUCAACUGGGUCUGUACUUUCAACUCCAACUCCAUUUUCUGCCCUAUGUUCGUUUUGUUUUUAUGUUUUCAGAAUGUGUCUUAUGUGAUGGAUACCUGGAGUAUUUCAAUUCUUUAUGACAGUGAAUAAGAAACUAUUCAAACAUCAAACCUUGGAAUCACUCUUGUGCUUCAAAGUUGGUCUGAAUCAUAAAGGACUCACUAAAGGUACCAUACCUUGAUAAGCUUUGCUAAACUAUUGCUCUACUUUUAUUAAUAGUAGCUUUAGGCUACUUAAAGUGCACAAAAAUAAGUAUCUGUUCACUACUGUAUACAAAACAUCAAACGUUCAGAAUAAACAUCUUUACUAUUGGAUAAUUAAUAAUUGAUGGAAGUGUCUUUCUUGUAAAUAUAUUUUUAUUUAUAAAGUACUUGGUAAGAUAAAGGUAUAACAUAUAAUACUUGUGUUGAUGCUGAGAAGUAGAGCUGCAGAAGACAAGUUAUUUUACCUACAACAGUGUAGCAGUGACACCUAGUGGAUACAACCCAUAUAGACCAGAAGCACACGAAUAUCAAGGCGUGCUAAUUAGCUAAUUGGCAAUAUAUUUCACCUGUUUAAGUCCACUUUCGGUGGAGACGGAAAGAAACACCGCAGGGAAUAAUUGACAAUAGCUGGGACAGUGUAGGAAGCAGACCUGUUUGCUAAAUACUGGAAAAAGUCAACACAACGUGACACUAAAAUGUCACGAAAUCAUUCUAAGUUACUAUUUGUACGUGCACUACUACUUGCAUAUGGUUUAUUUACUGCAAACUGCGACCUGUCCUGGACAAAUAGGAAUGACGCUUACAACCCUCCGGAUGAACACCACCAUGGUAAUGAGGGCAACGCCUUCUUCGCGCUGCGGAGCUGCCACCAGGUGAUGCGCGGCAAGAGCGGCGAGUUCUUCUCCCCGGACUACUUGUGCUCCAACCCACCGCUCUGGUGCAACUGGACCAUCCAGGUAGACCCUGGUAAACACGUGCUCCUCCACCUAGAGGACCUCACCCAGUCAGACGCAUGCAGUGGGAAGCUGGACCAGAUCCACCUGGAUGAGCCCCUGGGGGUUGCAGGGGGUCACAGGAUACUGGAGAAGUGUUGGCGUGAGGCCAAGUACAAGUCCCUCUCCAACAUCCUCCACGUGGUUCAGCUGAUCAGAGGCAAACCCAGUCCGCCCCACAGGGGCUUCUAUGGGCGAUACGAGGCAUUCGUACUGCCAGUCACGUACAAUGCUUAUGGUGAUACCACCGAAGAAGACAGGAAGCUGAUGACUGAACCAAAAGCGAAAGAACCGGAACCCUUUCCCUCUCCGAGAAGUUUCACCCAGUUUCUCCCCAUGAAGGGGGGUGAACCUACAGAGGCCGUUUUACUGGAGCGGCCCACCCUGCCAGCUCAGACCAACCCGGAGGUGGUGUUUGACUAUUUCGACGAACUCACUUCCUCCUCUACGUCCAAUGAGCUUCCACCAUGGGAAGCAGAGGAGCCAAUGAUCAGACAGGGGUCCUUCAAGUUUUCUCCUGUUCAGAGAGAGGAAGAAGAUUGGAACAGAGGAGUCUCGGAGGGGACUGAAGCAGACGAGAGCCACCUGACAGAGGAAGACUGGGAAGUGGGUAACUUUAGUGGAGAUGUGGUGGACCAUGAGUCCCAUCUGCCCUUGACUCCCACUCCCCCCAUGGUGGUCACUCGUCAGGGGACAUCAUGGUCAGGGAGGGGUGCCACUCAGACCCACACAGCUCACCCUGGAAGUGACCCCUCCACACACCAGCCCCCUGUUUUGAAUCCCAAACCCUCGCCACGCACUCCGUCUGCAAUGCGAAGGAACGUGGAUGCCCAAACUCAAACUUCAAAUACCAUCCCUCCUACGGAGUCUAACAUCGUGUCACACACAGACAUGGAUGACCAAGGUGUGGAGUCUGGCAAUAAGGAAUUGCAGAAAAUGACCAUGGAUGAGUCUACAGCACCCAGUGACACCCAUACAACCAUUGAGACCCAGGAUCCCUUCGACCAUCUCCCAAACGUAGUUGAACUGUUCUUCGACAGCAGACAUUAUGAGAAAGCCAGAAAUCACACCGAAGUACCACACUUACCAGAAGACCACCUAUUUGAGGUGGCUGUUGAAGUCAACUUCCUUGUGGCGCCAGAGGAGAAUUGGGACCAUCUUGUGAGAUCACUGUUGAUUUCAGUGAAGUCUCUGAUCAAUGAGCAGUUGGAAAUUGUCCACACACCCAAAACCCUAUCCUCCAAAAGAAUAAAAAGGUUGAGUGCAGGAGUGUUUUACAUCCUCUGGCUGCAUAUUGGGGGUGGGCCAGAAGGGGUGAAGGUGCACAGGACCUUGCACCUGGCCCUGCAGGAGCUGUUAGAGAGGGUGGUUAGCCCCAGGGGCAGCUCAACACGGGGUGUCAUCGUCUCUGUUUCCACCGCUGAUGUAAACGAGUGUGUGACCCAUCUGGUGCUGUGUGAUAUCAAUGCUGAGUGUGUGAACCGCUUUGGUUCCUACACAUGCCGCUGCCACUCCGGGUUCGAGGACACGUCUAGGCUGGGCUCAGGAACCAUGUGCGUGGACACCAAGGCCGCUGGUACGGACCGCCACAAUGAGUCGACGAUUACGGUGGAUCAGCAUAGUCCUGAGCAGCCGCACCGUAACACUGGCUGUACUUCGGCGCGGUCCAGCGGGAUGAUCAAAGGAAUCUACGUGGUGUGCUUCCUGCUCAGCUUCCUCAUCCUGCUGCUCCUCUGUACCGUGGGCGUGCUGUACCACCGCCACCACGGGGGGGCCUUCCUGGUCCACUGUCGGAGCAGCAGCCUUGGGAGCGUCCCCCCCAUCCCCCCUCCUGACUACAAAAACAACGAAUGCAACGACAACCGUUCCAUCCGCACUAACUCAGAGCUGCCCCCUCCGCCCCCACCCAUAAGGCGCCCCAAGGAGGGCUGGUCUCACCCCAAGGAUUGUUGCCCCUCGGUGGACCUGCCCCUGCUGCGCUUCAAACCCCUGCUGCCUCUUGAUGGGUACAUGGAGCCAGGGGAGGGUGUCAAGAUUUGAAGAUUGCUUUGAGGUUGUCCUGAAGGUGCAAUGACAGCAUUGAGACCCUGUUCUGGGCAGGUUGACUUCACUGUUUCAUGAGUUCAUUAUUUUUCUGUAGAUAUCUUUGCCUAAAAUGUAAAUGAAAUAUCUUGACUGUUAUUACCUUUAGUAUGGCAUUAUCUUUGUGUAGUUUGGAAAUGUUAUUUGACGUAUUCUUUGGAUCAUUGUAUCGAGUAUAUUUCAGGAGUUCUAUUUUUUUGUGCGCAACUUGUCCAUGUUUGGGAAGAUUGUCUAUGCUCUCCACACAAGGGGAUUAAUCUUUCUGACCAAAACAGAUUCACUUCAAUUAAAUAAAUGUUCACUUGGCUCUACA
Messenger RNA from Coregonus clupeaformis (lake whitefish), 3522 nucleotides. RefSeq lists its product as uncharacterized. NCBI's taxonomy places the organism in Eukaryota, Metazoa, Chordata, Actinopteri, Salmoniformes, Salmonidae. The record is from RefSeq and is a predicted model, not a curated record. Bases 831 to 3167 code for a protein of 778 amino acids. Gene Ontology annotation, molecular function: calcium ion binding. The transcript has 9 exons.